Gigantopelta aegis is the source of this 4679-nucleotide messenger RNA. Its product is annotated as cell wall protein DAN4-like. The record is from RefSeq and is a predicted model, not a curated record. Lineage: Eukaryota; Metazoa; Mollusca; Gastropoda; Neomphalida; Peltospiridae. Bases 213 to 2108 code for a protein of 631 amino acids. The transcript is spliced from 11 exons.
CACUCCGCUCUCCGUGUGUUUGACCAAGUGGACACGACGAGAGACAUUUCACAUCCUCAUUCCGCGCUUAUACCACCAGGAGCCGGUUCACUGGAACCUACUUGAGAGUCAGCUCCCGGACGAGGGGUAGGAGUCUGGCAAAACCAACACACAGACCGCAUUAUAUUGCAUACACUUCUGUUUUAAAAAUAAUUUGCCUGGUUGACUUUACUAUGGAGCUUCGUUUAAUCCUCACUGUUUAUGGUUUCUUAUCUUUGCCACGGAUACAAGCUGACGAAUUGGACCUACAUUACGGAGAAUCGUACCACCUGACUGUGUGUUGUACUCACCUGACCGGGCACCGUGCUCGGAACACUAACUGUUGUCUCGAUCAAGAGGCGGACCCGUGGGGCAUCUGUUCCGCCGUCUGUCAGGUAGAACGGUUAAAUCUGCGGGCGCCACUAAGAAACACGACUCUCCGAGCUACCAUCCCAGUCAAAGACAACGAGUACCAAGUUCUGAACGUGACGGUGCAGGCUGCAGUGCGGUACAUCAAUAUAUCUGUGGAGAUGGAGUGGUUGGCCAGACCUGCUGGCAAAUGUACACAGAGAGACCUGUGUGAGUUCAGUGAGUGUGUUAAGAAAGAUCCAGACAAUGCCACGAAAUGUGUAGCUGAUCUAGUCACCCUCAUCCAGUUCCAGAAAGAUCGUCUGCUGAAGGCGGCCAUGAAACCGGAAGUGACAAACUCGAUUGCAGCAGCAGGAGCGCGAACUGUCAACUUCCAGGCAGCUGAUGUGUCGACAAGUGAUCCGCCGACAGUUGACGUUACUUCAUCAACAACCAUGUCAACAUCUGUGACGUCACAUCCUGUUUUGGAACCCACAAGUACAACGUCAGUGUUCAAGGAUUUCAUGAACACAGAAUCUACGUCAACUCAAGAUACAUCAUCUUUGAACAGUUCCACGACAACAACUACAACUACUACAACAACACUCAGUGACCUCAUGAUUGAAACAGCUUUUGAAGAAGACGAAGACGAGUCUAGCCGUGACCUGCGUUCAGCAAUUUACUCGGUAAACUUUGUCGUGGGUUCGGUGUUCGGUCUGAUCGGCGGAGCUGUGCUUACCGCCGUCAUCAUCUUCCUGUGCUGGGUCAGAGCGGGAAACAGGAGUUCGAAGCGAGAUUCUAAAGUGAGAUGUGAAGUGGUUCCAGCACACAAGGUCCAGCCUAUGGCGAACCCGUUUUACUCGAUGUCUGUUCCUGACAUCAUCGGAAUGGUCUCGGACGGCCAACCGACCCUGGAGUCGGUCUACGCCCAGAUCGGUCCAGUAGACACACUCACCACCCAAGACUCAGACAGCAACACCGAGGACGUCAUCUCCAGCAGCUACAACACACUGGGCUACCCGUCAACAACGACAGCUACAACAGCAGCGUGCCAUAUGUAUAACCGACUCGACCGUUUCUUGCAUGAAGGUACUUGCACUUCAAAGGGAGAUUCAGACAGACCGUCCACUGAUUAUGGCACGAUAGACCGGGAAGGAGUUCAGUCUGUGCUGCGGGAGAAGGAUGUGGAUGGUUACUAUCACUGUGUAGAUACUCCUCGACACACUGCUGCCAGUCAAAGCGAUAGUUGUACAGCUGUUUCCAUUGUUACACAACCAGCUGUUCCCAUCAUUGCACAGUCAGCUGUUCCCACAAAGACAGAGACACCGGGCGGUGCCGAGGAGUAUUCUCGCGUUCACAUUCGUCACCAGAGUCCACAGUUCUCAGACAGACAGUCAGCUAACAGGACACCCACUUCUACUGGACACCACUCGUCUGGCUAUACCAAUGUUCCCAGUGAAAACCCAAGUGCUGCUGAAGCUGGCGUUGUUCAGGGAGACUCUUCGCGCGGACAUCAACAUCGGACUGGAGACAGGACAAGUGGAGUAGUGGUGCGUCCAGUCCUUCAUUCCACUAACCUGUGUCCAAACAGUAUCCCGCGCAGCUCAGUACACAGAAUAGUGAACCCAGGAGGUGAGACUGCAGCAUGUUAUAACUAUAAUGACAAUAAUAGCCACUGCAUUCCACAAAACAGAGUGCUGUAUUUUGUUCUGGAACGUGAAGAUGACCACACAGAUGUAUGAUGAGAAACAGGUACAGCACCAGAUGACCACACAGAUGUAUGGUGAGAAACAGGCACAGCACCAGAUGACCACACAGAUGUAUGAUGAAAAACAGGUACAGCGCCAGAUGACCACACAGAUGUAUGAUAAGAAACAGGCACAGUACCAGAUGACCACACAGAUGUAUGGUGAAAAACAGGUACAGCGCCAGAUGACCACACAGAUGUAUGAUAAGAAACAGGCACAGUACCAGAUGACCACACAGAUGUAUGGUGAGAAACAGGCACAGCACCAGAUGACCACACAGAUGUAUGAUGAAAAACAGGUACAGUACCAGAUGACCACACAGAUGUAUGGUGAGAAACAGGCACAGCACCAGAUGACCACACAGAAGUAUGAUGAAAAACAGGUACAGCGCCAGAUGACCACACAGAUGUAUGAUGAGAAACAGGUACAGCACCAGACAGUACACAUCAGUUCGUAUCUCUUUAACAUCAUUUUCGUUUUACACAGAACAUCUUUUCAAUUUGUCAUAGACAUCCAUUUCAAUUGAUGAUGAUAUCCUGGAAGUUUUGCGAUAAACUUUGUGAUAGACAUAACCUUUUGAAUUUUAUGAGGAUCCUUGUUUUCAUUGUGAUGAACAUCCUUCACGAUUUGUGAUGUACAACCUUUUCACUGGAUUGUAGACAUACUAAUUACGUUAUUUUGUGUAGUGUUUCCAGUUUGUGAUGUACAACCUUUUCACUGGAUUGUAGACAGACUAAUUACGUUAUUUUGUGUAUUGUUUCCAGUUUGUGAUGUACAACCUUUUCACUGAAUUGUAGACAUACUAAUUACGUUAUUUUGUGUAUUGUUUCCAGUUUGUGAUGUACAACCUUUUCACUGAAUUGUAGACAUACUAAUUACGUUAUUUUGUGUAGUGUUUCCAGUUUGUGAUGUACAACCUUUUCACUGAAUUGUAGACAUACUAAUUACGUUAUUUUGUGUAGUGUUUCCAGUUUGUGAUGUACAACCUUUUCACUGAAUUGUAGACAUACUAAUUACGUUAUUUUGUGUAGUGUUUCCAGUUUGUGAUGUACAACCUUUUCACUGAAUUGUAGACAUACUAAUUACGUUAUUUUGUGUAUUGUUUUCAGUUUGUGAUGUACAGCCUUUUCACUGGAUUGUAGACAUACUAAUUACGUUAUUUUGUGUAGUGUUUCCAGUUUGUGAUGUACAACCUUUUCACUGGAUUGUAGACAUACUAAUUACGUUAUUUUGUGUAGUGUUUCCAGUUUGUGACGUACAACCUUUUCACUGGAUUGUAGACAUACUAAUUACGUUAUUUUGUGUAGUGUUUCCAGUUUGUGAUGUACAACCUUUUCACUGGAUUGUAGACAGACUAAUUACGUUAUUUUGUGUAUUGUUUCCAGUUUGUGAUGUACAACCUUUUCACUGAAUUGUAGACAGACUAAUUACGUUAUUUUGUGUAGUGUUUCCAGUUUGUGAUGUACAACCUUUUCACUGGAUUGUAGACAGACUAAUUACGUUAUUUUGUGUAGUGUUUCCAGUUUGUUAUGGACCUUCUUUUCAGUUUGUGAUGGACAUCCUUUUCAGUUUGUGAUUAACCGAGAAUACUGUGUAUAAAAGUUCUAUUACAAGGCAAAGGACAUCGUGUAUAUAAAUGUUUACAUACUACUAAUAGUCUGCUUUAUAUAGGAGCAUUCUAACUGUAAUAUCAAUGCACAAACAUAACCAAACCUAGCUUGACCUUAUUACUGACCUUGUUUAACUGUGAUUUAGCUUUCUUCUUCUUUUCCAGAAGAUGCCAAUAGUAUGACAACAAAGUAUUGAGACCUGUAACUCUUCAAAGUGGACACAAGUACAAUAAAACUAAUAAUUUACACCAAAUAGCAGAAUUAACAAAAUAUAGAAUAUCAUGUCAUAUAAUUUCCAUUAUUCUUAGUAUAAUAUAUUUAAUAUAACGUGUGAUUUGUUCACAUGUUCAAUAGAGUACACAUUACAUAAAUAUCUUUAUUAGAUAGUAAAGUCUACAAGUACAAAUCCAUGAAGCAGUAAAAAUCGUAUAUUUCCAAGUCCAGUAAUGAUAUUUUCUAUAUACAUGUACUUAUGUGAUCAUGUAUACACGUGGAACUUAUUAUACUGCCAUUUUUUUGUAAGCUAAUUUAGCACAAUAUAUAUAUUAACAAAAGGUUUGUUAAUUCACAAAAAUUUCCACAGAACGUCGUCAAUGUUGAAGACGUGCACCAUAUAUAAUUGUCCACAAACAUUCGACAGUGUGCUGUUCUUUGUAAAAAGAGUUGUCGUUCCUUGGUAUGGAAGAAAGAAAAGGAAUAAAUUCAUUUUGUAGAUUUGUACACCAGUUUAUAAUGUUAAGUAUAUAUUACGUGUAUAAACUUAAUAUUACUCGUUUUACAAGGCUUAUUUUAUCGGUCACAUAGUGAAGUUUACAGCAAUAUCCUAUAUAUUUACACUUCAUUUUUCACAUUAGAAUUUGACAAAAUAUAUGUCAAAUGUUUCAGUAUGUGUCAAGACAUGUUUUGAUGUUAUGUAGUCGAAAAUAAACACUUCAUAAAUAAAUCAUGAUAUUAA